AUGGGUGAAUCGUCAUCAAGUCCAACAAUUCAAAAUCGUUUCGCAUUAGCCUAUUAUAUUUUAAUUGCUAUUACUGGUGUACUUGGUAAUGCGACCACUAUUAUUGUAUUUGUCAGUCAACGACGUUUACGUUCAUUACGUAGUAGUUUUUUUCUCACAUGCUUGGCAAUAACCGAUUUAAUCUUUAUAUUAAUUCUUGUUAUUGCUUUACUAGAUGAGUUAAAUGUACCCGUCUUGAAUGCGAUGACAUGUCUGUUAACAAUCUACUUUAGUCAUAUUGCAUCUUUUCUAUCAUCAAAUUUUACUCUGGCAUAUACAUCUCAUCGUUUAAUUGCCGUAUUUUUCCCAAUAAAAGCGACUACAUUUUUGAAACAACGUACAAAUCGUAUACUCGCCUUUGCACUGAUUGUAUUUGCUUGCUCAUUUUAUUCACUUAGUUUUCCUGUAACAACAACAAAACCGAGAAAUAAUCAGACAUAUCUGGUACAUUGUGAAGAAGAUAAAAAUAAAGCACUACUGUUUCCCUUUCUCGUUAUUGAUACAUUUUUCACGUUUUUAUUUCCAUUUUCUGCUAUAACAAUUAUGAAUUUAGCUAUUGUUUAUAAACUGCACACAAAGUUAACUUUUAAAAAAAUGACGCUUCCUUAUCCACGCUAUCCACCUAAAAGCUCAAAUUCAUCAAAUAUAUCUUCAACAAAUGAAAAAUCAGAUACGGUUGGUGCAAGCCAGUUCAAAUUAACAUCGAUUCAUCGUCCCGCUUAUCAAUCAUUAAGUAAAAAGAAUCAUUCAAAAAUGUCAUCAAACGGAAAUAAUGAAUAUUUACAUCUAAUUCAACAACGUCCAUUUUUGACCGUAAAUCAUAAUUAUUUUAAAUCAAAUAUUCAUUCAAGUGAAGAUAAUAUUAAAAAACUACAUAAUCAGCAUCGACAACAAAAUAAUUUUCAACAAAAGUUAUCUGAUCGAACUUCCUCAAUGCGUAUACGUUCAACACAUGCACGAGCAAAUACAUCGGCUAAAACAACAAAAAUGUUAUUAGCUGCAUCAACCGUGUUUCUUGUAUUCAAUUUACCCUAUCAUUUGUUAUUAUUCUGUUUUCUAUUUUUAAAACAAUAUCCGCCAUGGUUACUAACAGCGGUUAAUAUUGCUCGACAUUGGUUUUUUGCAUCGUUCUGUGUCAAUUUUUUUGUUUAUGCUAUAUGUGGUCAAAGAUUUAGAAAUGAAGUAUUACGUUUAUUUUGCUGUGAUGGUAAGAAAUUGUUUCGUUAUAGCGGUAGUGCCAAAUCGACAGGAGAAAGAACUAAUAGUAUUUAUACAAGCAGACGAUUAUUGCCAGUUUCAUCCACUUACAUAUCCGGAACGAAUUGUUCUUAA
Didymodactylos carnosus is the source of this 1371-nucleotide messenger RNA. The record is from the annotation of a GenBank genome assembly. NCBI's taxonomy places the organism in Eukaryota, Metazoa, Rotifera, Eurotatoria, Philodinida, Philodinidae.